AUGACGGGAUCAGGAAAAACCAUAGUCACGGAGAGGCCGAGGACAGGGCAGGCAGAGUUCUUGUUAUCCGAUAAACAGGGCAGGCAGCUCGGUCAGAGCGGAGAUCAGGCAUUACAGUUACUGGGCUUCUUCAUAUCCCUGAUUGGUUUCAUUGGGACGAUUAUUGCCACCGUACUCCCUCACUGGUGGAGAACCGCUCAUGUCGGCACCAAUAUCAUUACGGCCGUGGAAUACAUGAAGGGCCUUUGGAUGGAAUGUGUAUGGCACACCACUGGAAUCUACCAGUGUCAAGUCCAUCAAUCUCAGCUAGCACUUCCCCGCAAUCUUCAGAUCGCACGAGGUAUGAUGGUGACAUCUUGUGUCCUUUCAGUCCUGGCAUGUGUUGUCUCUGUGUUUGGCAUGAACUGCACCCAAUGUGCCAAAGGGUCUUCAGCGAAGAAGAUGAUUGUCAUCCUUGGUGGGGUGGCCUUUCUCUUUGCUGGUCUUACAUGUCUCAUUCCAGUAGCAUGGUCGACCAAUGAUGUUGUCCAAGACUUUUAUAACCCAGCACUUCCUUACGGGAUGAAGUUUGAGAUUGGCCAAGCUCUCUAUGUUGGCUUCAUCUCAGCAGGUUUGACAAUAAUUGGUGGAAUUGUUCUUCUCUUUACGGCAUGCCAGAAGGACAUUCCUCAAGUAGCCUACAUCCACCCUUCACGCAACCUGAGGAGGGUACCAAUGAGCAGGCCAACGCCAGUCUAUAAAAGUAGCCAUACACCGACUUGGUCAUCUGCAUCACGCCAGGGUUAUCAGAUUAAUGACUUUGUCUGACUGGAGCAGAAUCACUUGAUCCAUUUCCAUUUCAGGACGUUCUUGAAUUUGUUAUUAUAUCCUUGCAAUGUUUACUGUAUUUCUAGAACAACUAGAUGGAAUCUGAGAAAUGGAAGGACUUGUACAUAUGUAGUAUUGUGCCAUGUUUUAUAAUAAUUUAUUCCACUGAAUGCACAUGGAUAAAUCAUGUUGCUCUGGAUAAGUGGGAAGUCUGGUGGACAUUCUCGAAAUUACCAGACCUCCCAAAAAAAAAUAAUAAUGUACAUUUUUGUUGUAUAUUGUGAGUGUUGUACUGGAGACACAAUAUCAUUUUUCCUCAUGUAGGUCAUGGCUAGUUGAUCUUAUAUAUUUAUGACUGCUCAAAAACUUGCUCAGUAUCUAUCUAUUUUUGGGUCAAUGAACCUUUAAGGGGUUCUCCAUAAGAAGGAACGUAAAUAUGGAGUGCAGAAGCUGCAGGUGGAACUCGGAGCUGGAGGUUAAGGAGCAAAAAUGUCCCUCUGAAACAUAUGAUAUACAGUAUAUGCUAAAAGUGGCAUUUGUUAUUUUGGAGCUGUGUUAAAGGGGUUGUCUGAGAUAAAGGGGUUUUCUGGGAUUCAUAUGUUGAUGGCCUAACCUUAGGAGAGGUCAUCAAUAUCUGAUCGGUAGGGGUCUGACACCCAGCACCUUCACUGAUCAGGCCAGUGACAUCACAUUCAUAGAUCACGUGGCCUGGGUGCAGCUCAGUCCUAUUGAAGUGAAUGGGGCUGAGCUGCAAUGCCAAGCACAGCACAAGACACCAAGACUGCUUUGGAGUAAUCCAGGAGGAAUUUUCAGUGCAGUGUGCACCAUGCUGUAGCAUACUUGACAACAUGACCUAGUAGGUUUGAGGGAGGCAGGGGCGGAUUGGGAACCUAAAGUGGCCCUGGAAAAAAAUACCUAAAAGUGGCCCCAUAUGAUAGGCGGGUCUAAAUUGACAGGAGGCUGGGGCAACAAAAGUAGGCGCAGUCAGCGAUACCAUAGAGCAGGGGUACUCAACUGGUGUACCGCGGUCUAAAUACGGACCGCGGAUGCCAGCUGUCCGGACCCCUGCCUAUCCCUUCCAUAGGAAGCAGCUCUUUAGGCUGCUUCCUAAUCUGCCAGUGCGCCGGAAAGAGCUGGGGCACAAGCUCCUACCCAUGCAGGAGCUGGAUGGAAGGGGAGGAGCACGCUGAGGGAGACAGGUUCCUCCACAUGCAGGCACCGGGACUUGUCUUUCUCAGCGCUUUCAUCCGGCGCCUGCACGUGGAGGAAGCUGUCUUUCUCAGCGCGCUCAGUCCCUCCGCUCCUGCAGCAGCGGCACGUAAGGUGCUGCUGGAGAUGAGGCUGGACAUCACCACUGCCACCAAUGGAAUAAAGUCCACAGUUUGGGGGUGGGGGGUGAUGUCUGAGGGGUACAGACAGGGCGGGAACGCAUCACUGACUGCAGGAAGGGACUCCACAGUAUCAGUGGCAUAUUCCAUCUUGCCUGUGUCUCUUUCUGUAAUGGUGACAUAAAGAUAAGGCUCGAUUCACACCAUGAUAUUUUUGUUCCUCAUCCAAUCCCCAUUAUUGGUGGAUUGGAUGCGGAUGGGGCCGCAAAAGAUGCAGAGAGUACACGUGUACUGUCUGCAUCUUUUGUGGCCCCAUUGAAAUGAUGGGGUCCGCAUCCAAUCCACCAAUAAUGGGGAUUGGAUGUGGAACAAAGAUACAUAUGUCUGUUCUGCGGCUAGGGUUGCCACCCGGUCAGUAGCUCACCGGCAAGGCCGGUAUUUUAGUGGCCCUGCCAGUGGCGGUAAUUUUUUUCUACCGGCAAUAUUAAUUGCCGGUAUUUUUGCAGCGUCCCACAUCAGUGUGUAAAUGGGACACUUUAAACAUCUGCCUAUGUAUUUGCAUUGUAUGGUAUUUCCUAUUAUCAGGCUGGCAAUGUCAUUACACCCAGUCCCCCCUAGGUGGUGCUGUCACCACAUAAUAUAUAUAGCUUGGGUGUGUCUAGCUGUGUGAAGAACAGGAAGUUAGUAGUUAGUGAGAGGAGGAAAAGCAAGUGUACAAAGGAGAGAAACAGGCAUCGUCCACCAUGUAGUCUGCUAUUUCUUCCCCUUGGUCAUGCCCAGGCUAAGGGAGUACAGUGAACAUUUCUCUACAGCAACCAAGCACCAGACAGUAUCUGCAGAGAGACUAGUGAGGGUAACAGCUGAACACAGCUUAUGGACCAUAUCAGCACAAGUGACCAGGAGUAGCUUUACGAGUGCCUGGACACAACUGGAUGAUUAAGGCCAUAAUUGUCCUUAUCCACUACACAAGCCUUCCGGGACAUAGUGGAAAAACCUAAACCUUUUUAGGGGAGCAUCCUGCAAAUAAUGAAGCAGAAGUGUUUGCCUGCCGUGAGGGGAACGCCCUUAUAGGAUAGCUCAAGAUAAGUAGAAAACUGCAUAUUCAGUACCAGGGUGAUAUAGUUUGGACAUAGAAUAACUACAGAAGUCUGGCCUGUAAAAAGUCAAUCCUAAAGAGAACUCCUCAACUGACAAUUUCCUA
Messenger RNA from Bufo gargarizans (Asiatic toad), 3336 nucleotides. It is a transcript of the gene CLDN14, whose product is annotated as claudin 14. The transcript is spliced from 2 exons. Gene Ontology annotation, cellular component: plasma membrane; bicellular tight junction. The coding region runs from base 1 to 807 and encodes 268 amino acids. NCBI's taxonomy places the organism in Eukaryota, Metazoa, Chordata, Amphibia, Anura, Bufonidae. Gene Ontology annotation, biological process: bicellular tight junction assembly; cell adhesion. Gene Ontology annotation, molecular function: structural molecule activity. The record is from RefSeq and is a predicted model, not a curated record.